Messenger RNA from Phytophthora nicotianae INRA-310, 300 nucleotides. RefSeq lists its product as hypothetical. Bases 1 to 300 code for a protein of 99 amino acids. The record is from RefSeq and is a predicted model, not a curated record. NCBI's taxonomy places the organism in Eukaryota, Oomycota, Peronosporomycetes, Peronosporales, Peronosporaceae. The transcript has a single exon.
AUGUUGUUUCCUGCUGCAGGUGUUGAGUUCUCGUACGGAGACAACAAAAUAGGGUACGACAUCACCACACUCCCACCAGGAGCUGUGGGCUGUGAGAGCUACGAAUCAUGUGCCACGAAGACCAGCAAACAAGGUUUCAACGUUGGAGUCAUGAUCGAGCCGAUUUCGCCAGAGGAGGACGCAACCUUCGCCUGCAGCUCGCUCUUGUGUCAGUACGCAGAGUGUCCGGACUCCUUCCGCUUCCCUUCGUCAAGAAUUGUCCAGAGCAACAGCACUUCAACAUCACCUUUUGUCCCGUGA